Lithohypha guttulata is the source of this 741-nucleotide messenger RNA. RefSeq lists its product as uncharacterized. The transcript is spliced from 3 exons. The record is from RefSeq and is a predicted model, not a curated record. NCBI's taxonomy places the organism in Eukaryota, Fungi, Ascomycota, Eurotiomycetes, Chaetothyriales, Trichomeriaceae. Bases 1 to 741 code for a protein of 246 amino acids.
AUGCCGCUCAAAGUCCACCACCACGUCUCUUCGGAGAUGGGCCUCUUCAGCGUUACGACACUGGUAGAGGGAACACAGGCUUGCAUCCUCAUCGACCCUCCGUUCCUGAUACCAGACGCAGAGAGCGUGAUUGAGUUCAUCAAGUCGAAGACCAGCAAACCUCUCGUCGCCGGUAUAAAUCGGGAAUACGACGAGAAGGUGAAGUACUGGCCAAGCGUGUUCGGAAAGGAAAACGUGCCAAGUGAUCCUUCGCCAAGGAAGCCAGAGUUACCCACAGAACGAACCAUUAUCACUGGAGAUGCUGUGUACGCUCGUUCUGUUCAUGCUUGGGUCGAGGAAAUCGAGACUUACGAUGUCCUGCAUGCAUGGCGGCUUACUUUAAAGCUUAUCGGCUCACUGAACCCCACAACCAUUAUUCCUGGUCAUAUUGAGCGAGGUUGGGAACCAGAUGCAAAGAAAGACUUAGAAUACAUGCACAAAUAUCUGGAUCUCUUCGAGCAGAAGAUUGCUAAACCAGUCUUCGUGGAAGGCAAGAAGAAGCCAGAAGUGGAUGAUUUGUAUCAAACGUUCAAAAAGGCUUUCCCGGAUUGCGAAAAGAACCUAGAUUUCUUCCUAGGAAAGAUGAGUAAUGCUUUCGGCGAAGGCGGUGAAAUCUGGGAGGAGAACUGUCGACAUCCCACCAAGGAUAGAUCAAAAGCAGUGCUGGAAGGCUUCAUGCUGGAAAUACCCAAGACACAUUGA